AUGCUCAAUUCUCGGCGCGCCAUCGUGGCCGCCAUAUUCAUCCUCACUUUCUUCUUCCUCCUCUCGAGAUCGCACGAGUCUCCCUCAGCUCCCUCGACCCCUCAUGCCGCCGCCUCCAACAAUGACGCUCCUGCCUCGAACCCCGAUUCUACAACCCCCAAGCCUGCGGAACCUAAGGAGAUGGAGGUGAAGCCGCGACGCAUGAGGCCCCGCAUUGACAUGUCGGACAUGUCCACCGACGGCAAGCUCGCCUACGCAUACCCCUACGAUGUCGAGUCCAAGUUCCCGGCCUACAUUUGGCAGACUUGGAAGUACAGCCCCGACGAUCCCAACUUCAAGUUCCGUGACGAGGAGGCGUCCUGGACUGACGAGCACCCGGGCUUCGUCCACGAGGUCAUCACUGAUGAUGUCGCUGUCAACUUGCUUCGCCUUCUCUACGCCUCGAUCCCUGAGGUGCUUGAGGCCUACAACGCCAUGCCCCUGCCUGUCCUCAAAGCCGACUUCUUCCGCUACCUCAUUCUCUUUGCUCGUGGUGGUAUCUACUCAGAUAUCGACACAUUCGCCAUCCAGAGCGCAUUCAAAUGGAUCCCAGAGGAGGUUCCCCGAGAAACCGUUGGUCUUGUCAUUGGCAUCGAGGCUGACCCUGACCGCCCUGACUGGGCAGACUGGUACAGCCGUCGCAUCCAAUUUUGUCAGUGGACCAUCCAGAGUAAACCUGGACACCCCGUCCUGCGCGAUAUCAUCGGCCGCAUUACCAACAAGACGCUCGCCUGGAAGAGCGCGGGCAAGCUCGAAAAAUUCCAAGGCAACGAUGUGGUGGAGUUCACAGGUCCGGCCCUGUGGACAGAUACCGUCAUGGACUAUUUGAAUGACGGGCGCUACUUCGAUGUCAGCGCAAGCAAGGAAAAGAUUGAUUAUCGCCAAUUCACGGGCAUGGUGACGAGCAAGCGGGUGGGCGACGUUGUGGUCCUGCCCAUCACAAGCUUCUCUCCAGGUGUGGGACAGAUGGGCGCCAAAGAGCCCGAUGAUCCCAUGGCCUUCGUGAAGCAUGACUUUGAAGGUACAUGGAAACCCGAGAGUGAGCGACACAUGGGCGAGCAGCAGGAGGAGACCGUACAACCGCCAAAGCAGCAGGUCAUUCAGCAAUAA
This is a messenger RNA of Ilyonectria robusta, 1149 nucleotides long. RefSeq names its product nucleotide-diphospho-sugar transferase. Lineage: Eukaryota; Fungi; Ascomycota; Sordariomycetes; Hypocreales; Nectriaceae. Gene Ontology annotation, molecular function: alpha-1,6-mannosyltransferase activity. Gene Ontology annotation, biological process: protein N-linked glycosylation. Gene Ontology annotation, cellular component: mannan polymerase complex. The record is from RefSeq and is a predicted model, not a curated record. The transcript has 2 exons. The coding region runs from base 1 to 1149 and encodes 382 amino acids.